Homarus americanus (American lobster) is the source of this 8028-nucleotide messenger RNA. Its product is annotated as protein SMG9-like. Gene Ontology annotation, biological process: nuclear-transcribed mRNA catabolic process, nonsense-mediated decay. The transcript has 9 exons. NCBI's taxonomy places the organism in Eukaryota, Metazoa, Arthropoda, Malacostraca, Decapoda, Nephropidae. The record is from RefSeq and is a predicted model, not a curated record. The coding region runs from base 97 to 1680 and encodes 527 amino acids.
CUCUAGUAUAGAAUCCUUGGUGAUAUCCAACAUGGCUGCUUAGAAGCGAGUGCGGAGGCCAAGCGCAGGAGAAAACAUGUCCUGUUGAGGAUUAUUAUGGCCGAUGUAGGCGACAAGGCAAAAAAUAAGAAGAAGAUUCGUAAAGUGUUCCAAAAGCCUGAUCGGGAAUUUGAAACUUUCCUGCCUGACAACAUGCGAGCACCUGUGAUUCAGGUGUUGGGUAAACCACCCCAUGACUACAAGGGUGGAUCCAGCAACUAUAGUCAUUAUGACCAUCCACAUCCUCACAACUGGGAGAAGCGUGGUGGAGGACGGUACCAUGAUGACUGGGAGAAGAGAGGAGGCUACAGUAGUAGUGGGGGCACAGGUGGUGUGCUCAGGAUCAGUGAAGGCACCAGGAAUGCAAUAUUUUCCGGGGAUGCCGGACGACCACCUGGACGAACAACGGAUGGAGACGGAGGUGAAGGGGAUGGCUCACAAAACACUGGUGUGGGGACUCCUACACCAGUCAUACUCUCCCGGGCACGAAGUAACAGUGAGCAGCGAUCUACUUCACCAAAUCCUACUAUUAUUACGGCUAGGAAAGAUUCAGCUCCUAAUGUAAACUCCGGUUCCACAACUUUUGGCCAGCAAUACCUGAUAGCUUCCUCCAAGGCUGUAAUGAUGAUGGAAGCUUCUCUCACACCGGAGAGGAUGAUGAAGGGUCCAGUACGCCUACUAGAUGAGAGCCUCAGCCUCUGUGAUGACCUGAGUUCAUACCUGUUAGACCAGAGCAAUUUUUUAGUUGUGGCCAUGAUGGGGACACAGGGAGUCGGAAAAUCUGCCUUGGCUUCUCUCUUUGUAGAUCCUACUGUAGAUGUUCAAAAGAUCAGGUCUUGUGUGUUCCGACCUGAGAGCCUUGAGCAGAUAAUGUCAGGCUGUCAUGGAACCAAUGGAAUUGAUAUUUACAUUACACCAGAACGCCUUAUUGUAUUAGACUGUCAGCCACUUCUCUCCCCAUCCAUCAUGGACCGCCUGAUCACACAGGAAAAGAAAUUUACAUCUGAUUACAAUUCAACAGAGAACCUUAUGGAGGUAGAGUCAUUGCAGGUGCUUACUUUAGUGAUGAGUAUUGCACAUGUUGUCAUGAUGGUUCAAGACACUUCAGCAGAUCCUAACCUCAUUCGUCUUCUCCAAACUUGUGAGAUGAUGAAGCCUUCCUCCUCUUCCACCCCAUCAUCCUCUUCAUCUGCUUCCUCUGCACCAUCAGCAAGUGAAGACACACAACAGUAUUUUCCUCAUGUAGUCUUUGUGCAUAAUCGUGCUCCAUCACAUCAUUUUACUCCUGCUACUUUGAAAAAAUUGCAGGGAGUGUACCAGGAAGCAUUCUCCGGGUCUUGCUUGGAGAGUGAGAGUCGUCUGGGUCUCUGCAAUAGCCUAACCUACACACCCCUGGCACAGACUUCUUGUGGCAGUCUUGUCAACCUGUUUUUGCUGCCAGAUUUUCAUAAGCAACAUCAUAGUCCUGUAACUUUCACAGAGUCUCUGAGUGAGAUGCGGCGCCAGAUGCUGAGUGUGCGACGUUUACCCCUCACCCACCUGACUCUUACUGAAAAGUCCUGGUACCAAUAUGUGUGUCGCACAUGGGAGAGUGUGCGCAAGUGGAGUCUCUUCGUGGAGUACAGCCGCCUGCUGCCUUGAGCGGUGCCGGUGCUUGUAACUGGACAUCUCCUGCCUGGCAUCACCACCCUAGCUAUGUGGGUGUUGUGCCGCUAGUGACGCCUGGCGCCACUCACCGCCCUGCUCUGUUCCCUUCAUGGGACUGUCACAGCCGGUUGGCCCCGCCCUGCUCUUGCCCCUCCCUCCCCCCCACACCUCACCUGCUGUGGGCAUGGGUCAUCAUUCAGAGGGGGUUGGUGUGCACGUGGGCACUGUGCCCAGCUGUGGGAGUGGCACUGCGUCGUAUGUUGUUUGGAGCUACAACCCUUGGCCAGUGCUGAGGGGAUAGCAAUGAUCUGACCCGGCUGCUGUGUUGGGUCACCCGAGGUCGUAAGCUGUUUUUUUGUGUACUUACCCAUUACAGUUAUGCAUGAAUGGGAUUUCCAUUACAUUUGAUAACAGCCCUAUUGACAUGUCGUGACCUCUACAAUCUAAAACAGUAAACACUUGUUCACAUAGACUGCAUUAUAACCAUUUUCUUGUAAGUUACAUUGAAAUUAUAAGACAGAGGAUUGUAGAAACAGGUAAGGGUGAUGAUGCACUAAUGUAAUGGGUGAGAAUCACAACAAAACUCGUAACUACAUCCCUGACCCUCCUGAAGUGGGUCUGGCUCUUAGUACAUCACGUUGUUCAACAUAACAAGUGUGAGAUAAACUCACCAUAUCAAGAUAUCACUAAUAUCUUAUGGUUUUGCCAAGUGAACUUGCAGAGAAGAUGCUGUAUAAGACAAGUUUGAUUUUAUUUUGUUUUUCUUUUUUUUCUUUUUUUACUUCUUCAAUGAAAGUUACUGGUACAUUAUAGUUUUUAUGUACUUAUUUUUAUUUUUUCUGAAUUCUUAAUCAAUAUUUGAGUCACAAACAGCUAUAGAUACAAUGACAUUGGUUGUUUCCCUGUGAAAUUCCCUCAUCAGUGUGUCACAAGAUGUGAAUAGUAAUCAUUCAAAUAAUGAUUAAAAAUUCAGUACCAGUUUAUUUUCACUAAUAUAUUUAAGACUCAAAACCUUAAUACUUUACAAUACAGAACAUAUCAUUAGCAGCAUUUCAUGAUAAGAAAUUACAAGAUUUCUGAUUACAGUAUAUAAAUCAACAGUUGAUGAAGCUAAUCAUGUUUCUGUAAAAGGAAAUCUUCAUCAAAUGCAUAAUUUACUUAAUUGAUUACGUGAUGUGAAAGAUGACUGCAGCUGGUGUACGUUCUGCACUGCACAUCAGGAGUUAUCUUUUACCAUCCUGAGCUAAGGAGUCACUCAUUUGGUUUGGACUUCUCUUCCUCCCAGUACACUCAUGAUUUCCUCUUCACUGUAUAAGGAUAUUGCCACAAUUGACAAUUUUUAAUGCACAACUCUUCUCUUUGGUCACUACUAAACUAAAAUCUAGAAAAACGUUUGCUGUCAGUGUCUGCUUUGUGCUAUAUUUUCACGACUUACAUUUAAUAAUAGAUAUGGCAUACAUUAAUGUCAAGAACAUCGUCCUAUUCCACUUCCAUGUAUGGCUCAUCUCGGGUGAGAAAUGGGCUCUUUAAUUAAUGACAUAACUGACAGGCUUGACAACUUCAGCAUAUAAGUUGGCAGGAAUGACGUUUGUGGUGUUAAUCAUUCUAGAUCUAAUACUUUUUUCUCCUAAAUAGCCCCUCUUAACACAACAUAUCAAUUUGUAAUUAGUUACGUGAAUUUCCUCAUUAUAUAUUUAUGCCUUUUUGGGGAUUUGAGUCAUUGUGCCUGGAAAGAUUAUGUUCAGGGUACUGUAUCCUCUACUAAAAUUACUAUUUUACACUGUAUUUGAAAUUUUGGGAAAAUAACUUUGAUGAUGUGUGGGAAUACAUGUACUGUAAUAGAAUUGUAAGGGUGGGUGAAUGUAUAGAUUAAAAAGAAAGUAAUAUAUUAAGCUAUCCUAUUAUGGAAAACAAUAUGGGAAUAAUGUAAUGCUUGGGAGUCUCAGAAAAACAAAUUUUGCUAUUUCUUUCCCUUGUAACUGCUUAAGUAAGGGAACUUGAACAGAGUUCAUUAUACCCUCAAUGUCAUCCUGUUUGAGAUGGGUGUUAUCCUGCAUUAAUCCUUGGUUCCAUACACAAAAGGUUACACAAGUUCACUUUACAGUUAGACCAGAAAUGUCAUUUGAGAGCUUACUGUAUUAUUUACUGGAUGUUCAUAACAUGUGCCAUCCUGCUUUAGACAAAGGAAGUUUGUGUGAUAAAAAAAAUAUUGUACUGAGAAAUGACUACAUGUCCCAUGGAAUUUCAGAUUAGUUAACUAGGCAGUGUAAAAGGACUAGAAACGAUAAAUAUUGCCACAUAAUGCCUUACAAUACCAACAAGUGAGGAAACCAGGAUUUUAACCAAGUAUUGUACCGGUAUGUGAAACAUUCCUUACAUAGACGUUAAAUUUUUAGUUAUGUUACCAGAAUCUUUCUCAACAUACCUUUUGCAUUGUAGUUCAAGUCUUCAACAAGGCACAUCUAUAUGCAAUAAUGGGUUAAUUUCUUCAGCUUGUAAUACUCAAAACAGAAUUCUUCAGUAAUAGUUUUUUUAUUACACUAUUAUUAUUAACUAUACUGUAAGCUAAAAUGUAUGUGUGAAUGUGAGAGACACCAUUGAGGUUGCUUGGUAACCAUUGAAGAACAACAUGUAAGAGCCCAUGUUUAGUUAAUCAUGAAAGCUGUUAAUUAAUAAGAGGUUUAUAAAUAGUUAACAAAAGCAACACUUAACAGGCAGAUCAUUACGUUGGAUUGUUUAUUUUAACCAAGAGGACUCUUAAAUUACCUCAAAAACUGCUUUGAGUUACAUACUGUAGUUUUAAACAAAGCCAAAAACUCACUGGAAUUUUUUUUUGAUUGGGAUGAAUUUGUCAAGACUCUCAUUACUGUACUGGGAUGGAUCUAGCAAUAAAAUGUUCACUUAAAACUUGCGGGAACAUUUAAUAGCUUCUGGAAUUACUUGGUGUGGAAGAAUUACAAUAUAUUUUAAUUUAUGUAAAUCAAUACUCUCUACUUAGUUUCUUCAUAUGGAUGUCUGAAACUUGACCUCCAAUGCUCAUCUCCCUAAUUUUUAUGAAGUUCGGAUCGUACCUCGUGGAAGUACCAUAUCUCUAAAACCUCUGUAGGAUAGAAUGGAUUUAGUUUGUUAGGUACAUAAUACAUUUUUUCUAGAAACUGUGUAAUAAUUCUGCAUAAAGCUAUUUUUCUAAUGAUUAAUGAUAAUUUUGUUUUGGGCCAUUCAUAAUGUCCAAAUAUUACUGUAUCAGUGAUGGCAGUUGUAGGAACCAUUAAUUUGCUAAACACUAUUCUGAGUUUAGGAUUACAUUUGUCUGCAGUUUGAAAUCAUCUGAAUUGCUGAGGUGUUUGUAACUGAAUUGGGUUAUCUAAAUAAGCAUUUUGUUUAGUAUUGGUAUACAGUACAGUACUGUACUGUAUUUUGCAAGAAAGAGAUUUCACUUAUCAGUAGCCAGCAGUAUACUGUAUGUCUGAAUUUACAUAAAUCUUACACAGUACAAGAUGGAGGUCAGGGAAAAUUAACCAUUAUUUAAGAACAAGUUGUAGUAUCAUCCUUCCUCUCUACUUAAGAUCAUCAUAAUUUCCCCUUUUUAUUUGCAAAAACAUUGAUAUGAACCAAAGGUCAGUUUACACAUACGAGUUGUGGAUUUAUGAAUUAUGCACUUCAGUUUGUAGUAAACGUGUGGCAUUGUAUUUUUGCACCUUUUGGAAUCGUCUGUUGUCAUUUUGUCUUCAAUGAUUACCAAAAUCUAAUUUUUUUAUUGCAAACUGAAUGUAUAGUUCAUAUGUUAUUUUAUUGACAUUCAAACUUUUAUGUGAUGUUUUUGUACUUUUUCUUUAUUCAUAGUGGGGAGAGAUAGUGCUUGGGUGGUUGGCAGUUCAUUGCAAUAACUCCUCUUCCAAUUUACAUAUUUUACAGAGAAAAAUUACAGAACAGUGCUAGUAUUACAGAUUAUUUUUAUUUUUCUGAACAGCAAAAACAAGUUUGUAUAAUUAUUAAUACUGUACCUUCCCUAUUUCUCUAUUGAAGUAGAUACCCUUCUUUAUUAUCACAGCAUGUAACUUAUGAUGAUUAUUCCUUACAUCCUGUGAGGCUGCUCUCUUACAACACUUUUGGAGAGAAUUUCUUCAAGAUAAUGUGUGCUUUCUUUUUUAAAUCUUUUUCCACUUUAAUGUAGGGUGGUGAGAAUCAUGAGCAAGUACAAACACAUACUCUCCAGUCAUUCUCUUAUUAAUAUAAUGCCUAUUUACUACUACUGUACCAAACUGCUACCUAUUAUCCUAUGAUGUCACACAGUAACAUUAAUUUAUCCUCUCCCUAUGAUUUAUUAUUUAAAUAUCUGCCUUCAGUGGGUCAUGUCUGUGAUUCCCAUACCGGUAUAUGAAGUAUAAAACUUCCAUGUCCUAUGUUCUUUUAGCUUUGUGUGAUAUUAAUACUAUCCUUGGGUUUUAUGGGCAUUUUUGCAUAAAACCUUCCCUUUGGCUAGAUUAUAUCAAUCACUGUUAACAGCUUUCAAGACAACUUUACUGUUACUAACCCACACUGCUUCCAAUUUUCUUCCUGCUAUAAGUGUACAUUUUGAAUGACUUAGAGCUGACCUUCUUCAGUCUUGCCGCUCCCUAAUGUUCUACCCAAUUAAAUGUUACUUAUUAAUAUGAGAUCAAUUGCUUGCCCUCUUUUGAUUAAUAAAGUGACGAUGAUAUGCUGAAUUGGUAAGGACUUUGGGAAUAAUGGCUGUGGAGAGGUCAACAGCUUAAAUACUGAAUGUGAGGGAGGUGAUGAACUCUAGACAUUUGCAAAUACCAAAAACAAAGUAGGUUCCACUUAAUGUUGUCAAUGAGAUUUUAUUUAUAUUUGUUCAACAUUUAAUAUAAUUCAGACCGUUUUUUGUUUUACAGUACUUUAAUAAAGAAGAAAUUUGAAUUUGCCAGUGAUCGACUAAUUCGAAGAAACAAAAUUUAAUAGUGAUUAUUAUUUGGAUGUCGUAAUUUUUCUUGGUGAUAUAAAAUAAACAAGAAAACUGUCAUCUGCACAUAAUGAUAGAAUGUAUCAUGAAUGCUAAGAUUUUUAUUGAUUCGUUGUUGUGUAUAUUUUCUUUUUCUGGGUAAGGCUUUCAUUUUGGACGUCCUUAUAAUAAUUAUUGUUUGAUCUCCAAUUGCCAUCAGGCCACUUUCACCCACAGAGAUUUUUAUUCAUGCUCUUAAUUGGUUGAUUAUAAUUAUUGACAACACCUGCAGUAUAUUGUCACUUAUGAUACAGUAUGUUGCAUCUUUUUCUUUAUAGAGAUAAAAAAAUUUUCCCAACCUUUAGACUUUCAGUGUACUGUAGUUAGAAAUCAUUGUACAGUAUUUUCUAUUUAUUUUAUUUUAUUUUUUCCAGAAGGGAUAGGAAUUAGAACACAUGAGGUGACAUGUCAAAACCACAGUCUUAAAGUCAAUUUUCCUAUAUUUUUAUGGGGUGGGGGGGUUUAUAUUUUCUGGAACUCCUAUAGCAUGUAACAAUGUGGAUCUGGGUUAUUCUCCACUACUGUAUUGGUUUGUGAGCUUCAAAAUUAAUUUCAAGGAUUUUUGUUUGUAAACUUGUCCUACAGCUGAGGAAGUUACUACACUACACCUGACUCAAAUUGUAUUAAGCAGGAGAGUCAAAAAGUAUCCAAAAAUAUAUAACCAGAGAAAGCAGUAAUACUAAUAUCACAGUGGAUUACUUUUACACCACCCUGUAGUAAAAUUUUGCUUUACAUUAACUGCAGUGUGUCAAAUAGUUACAGAGUAUUGUAUUGCAGACAUCUACUUGUUAUGGAAAUGACUGCGGAGGUUUAAGUUCACUCAGAAUUAUUUAGCUUGUCUUGGACCUGUAUGUUAUUAGUUUAAUAUUAGUAUGUAAUGUGGUAUGAGAAGGCAAAUAUCUUGAAUUAUGAAGUUUAAAUUGGGAAAAAGCCUUUGGUAAUAACAAGUAGGAGACUCAGGCUAACAUUUGUUCGGAAGUGUGACAUUGCUAGCUAGGCAGUACUUAUAAAAUGAAAUAGAUGUCAGUUAAUUAUAAUAGAUCCAGGAAACAAGGAUAUUAGAUAAUAUCUAACAUUUAAUGUGAAUAUAUGAUUAACCUCAUUGUUGCCUGAUCUUUGAAUGAGAUUCACAUUUAGGAAGUACCGGUGUGUGGAUGCUGUAUUGGUAUGGGCAUGGAUGUGCACACAAAGGACUGAUCUAUGUUUUAGGUGAUGGGAGUGAGUUUGUCAUUAUGUUAACUGGUGGUGGUGAGAUGAAUUUCUGGAAUAGAUGGCUAAUAAUGAAAUUAUGAUUAUUUUGCAUAGUGUAUUAAUGUCAAUAAAUGUGUCACUCCCAGUGA